Anopheles marshallii is the source of this 660-nucleotide messenger RNA. RefSeq lists its product as uncharacterized. The record is from RefSeq and is a predicted model, not a curated record. Bases 1 to 660 code for a protein of 219 amino acids. Lineage: Eukaryota; Metazoa; Arthropoda; Insecta; Diptera; Culicidae. The transcript is spliced from 3 exons.
AUGUCUGUCUUGCGGACAUUGGCACUGUUGGUCAUCGGAGCCACCGUUGUGCUGGCUCAGCGCCGUCUAGCCCUACCGGAUCCCCGUAGCUGCGCCAACCGUGUGCGACAUGCGACGUACCGUGACGCCCGUGGAGUAGCGCAUUCGUACUUCUUCAGCUGGGAACAUGCACCGACCCGCAGCUUGGAGGUCGACUGGCUAGACGCCCGUAACAUCUGCCGGCGACACUGUAUGGAUGCGGUCUCGAUGGAAACACCGCAGGAGAACGAGUUCAUCAAGCAACGCAUCGCCCGUGGUAACGUGCGGUACAUCUGGACCUCCGGACGCAAGUGUAACUUUGCCGGAUGCGACCGUCCGGAUCUGCAGCCACCGAACGAGAACGGCUGGUUCUGGUCCGGAUCGGGCGUCAAGAUUGGACCGACCACCCAGCGCAACACCGGCGACUGGAGCUACACCGGCGGAUACGGCCAACAGCAACCGGACAAUCGUGAAGCGGCCCAGGGUAAUGACGAAUCUUGCCUUUCGAUCCUGAACAACUUCUAUAACGAUGGGCUGAAGUGGCACGACGUUGCCUGCCACCAUCUGAAGCCAUUCGUGUGCGAAGAUUCGGACGAGCUGCUGAACUUUGUACGCUCCCGCAACCCGGGCAUCCGUCUCUAA